Molecule: messenger RNA, 2847 nt
Organism: Rhinolophus ferrumequinum (greater horseshoe bat)
Lineage: Eukaryota; Metazoa; Chordata; Mammalia; Chiroptera; Rhinolophidae
Gene: UROC1
Product: urocanate hydratase 1
Exons: 20
Coding region: 84-2114 (676 amino acids)
Biological process (GO): L-histidine catabolic process
Molecular function (GO): urocanate hydratase activity
Source: RefSeq, a predicted model, not a curated record
UUUCCCUCCCAGUGAGACCUUGACUGCCCAGUUACUCCCUGGCCUCUCCACAGAGCCAGCCUCUGCCUCAGUCUCAACCAGACAUGUCUAGUCUCCAGGCACUGUGCUCUGGCCUGCCCCUGAGGCCUCUCCCGGAGAACCAAGGACGCUGGGCUGGGGUGCCCCAUGCUCCAGUCAGAACCCCGGGCCUCAGCCCUGCAGAGGAGCAGCUGGCUCUGAGGAAUGCCCUGCGCUACUUCCCCCCGGACGUGCAGGAGCUGCUGGCCCCUGAGUUUGCGCAGGAGCUACGACUGUACGGGCACAUCUAUAUGUACCGAUUCUGCCCCCACAUUGAAAUGAGGGCCUACCCAAUCGAGCAGUACCCCUGCCGGACGAGAGCGGCAGCCGCCAUCAUGCACAUGAUCAUGAACAACCUGGACCCUGCCGUCGCCCAGUUUCCCCAGGAGCUCGUGACCUAUGGAGGAAAUGGGCAGGUGUUCAGCAACUGGGCUCAGUUUUGGCUGAUGAUGUCCUACUUGUCGCAGAUGACAGAGGAGCAGACCCUGGUCAUGUACAGUGGACACUCCCUGGGCCUCUUCCCAAGCAGCCCUGGGGCCCCAAGGCUGGUCAUCACCAACGGGAUGGUCAUUCCCAACUACUCUUCCAGAACAGAGUAUGAGAAGCUGUUUGCCAUAGGGGUUACAAUGUACGGCCAGAUGACAGCAGGCAGUUAUUGCUACAUUGGUCCCCAAGGAAUCGUCCAUGGCACAGUGCUCACCGUGUUGAAUGCUGGGCGUAGAUACCUGGGCGUUGAGGAUCUGGCUGGGAAGGUCUUUGUCACAUCUGGACUGGGCGGAAUGAGCGGGGCUCAGGCCAAAGCUGCAGCCAUUGUGGGCUGCAUCGGUGUCAUAGCAGAGGUGGAUAAAGCAGCCCUCAUGAAACGCCACCAGCAAGGCUGGCUGAUGGAAGUGACUGACAGCUUGGACAAGUGCAUUGAAAGACUCAGGGAAGCAAGGAGAAAAAAGGAGGUGCUCAGCCUUGGUUACCAUGGCAAUGUGGUGGAUCUUUGGGAGCGCCUGGUCCACGAAUUGGACACGACGGGGGAACUCUUGGUGGACCUGGGGUCAGAUCAGACAUCCUGCCACAAUCCAUUCAAUGGUGGCUAUUAUCCUGUGCAGCUUGGCUUUUCAGAGGCCCAGAGCCUCAUGGCCUCUGAUCCUGCCACAUUCAAGGGCCUGGUCCAGGAAAGCCUGAGGAGGCAAGUCUCGGCCAUCAACAGGCUGGCCAAGGAGAACUUCUUCUUUUGGGACUACGGCAACGCCUUCCUCUUGGAGGCCCAGAGAGCAGGAGCUGACGUAGAGAAGAAAGGUGCCAAAAGGACUGAGUUCCGCUACCCCUCGUACGUCCAACACAUUAUGGGGGACAUAUUCUCCCAGGGAUUCGGGCCUUUCCGCUGGGUAUGCACAUCGGGCGACCCCCAGGACCUGGCAGUCACCGAUCAGCUGGCCACGUCUGUGCUGGAGGAGGCCAUUGCUGGUGGAGUGAACCCAGCUGUGAAGCUACAGUAUGUGGACAACAUCCGCUGGAUCCGGGAGGCUGCCAAGCACCAGCUGGUGGUAGGGUCCCAGGCAAGGAUCCUGUAUUCAGACCAGAAAGGACGUGUGGCCAUUGCUGUGGCCUUUAACCAAGCCAUCGCCCAGGGGAAGAUCAAGGCACCAGUGGUCCUGAGCCGAGACCACCAUGAUGUGAGUGGCACAGACAGUCCCUUUAGGGAGACCUCCAACAUUUAUGAUGGCUCUGCCUUCUGUGCAGACAUGGCUGUGCAGAACUUCGUGGGCGAUGCCUUUCGAGGAGCCACCUGGGUUGCUCUUCACAAUGGUGGGGGCGUGGGCUGGGGUGAGGUAAUCAAUGGGGGUUUUGGCCUCAUGCUGGAUGGGACCCAGGAGGCCGAGCAGAAGGCCAAGAUGAUGCUCAGUUGGGAUGUCUCCAAUGGAGUGGCCCGUCGCUGUUGGUCUGGGAACCGGAAGGCCUAUGAGAUCAUCUGCCAGACGAUGCGGGAGAACAAGGGUUUGGUGGUGACACUCCCACACGAGGUGGCAGAUGAGCGAUUGCUCCAGCAGGCCUUGGGGCCAUAGGCUGGAGUGUAAGAGCCAGCUGUGGUCCCCUUAUCCUCCUUGGUCCCUGAUCUUACCCUCACAGCCACACCCUUGCACUGCACACCUUCUCCUGGAUCAGGAGCUCUACACGCACGCCCUCAUGUGGCCUCACCACACCCUGGCGGGUGUGCCACUGCUGUCCCCAUUUCACAAAUGAGCCAGCUGAGGCGCACAGAGGUGAAGCCAUUUCUUCAUGACCAUGCUGCUCCCCUGGGAACUUGGGAGAGCUUGUUUAGGGCUGCAUCCUCAAGCUUGCCAUGGACUAGACUCCAGGAGCUUUGGAUGUGGGUGUGCUGUGAAUACUGGGUGAGCCGGUCGUCAACCAAGUCCAUUCUAAGCCUCCUACACCUUCCUUCUCCUACCAAGGGUAUAGGCUUUCUCUUAUGGCCAGGUUUUUAUUAAUCACUCUGCCUCGUGUUCACCUUCCAGCCAUCCACAAAGCUCUCUUUCCGUCUGCUCCCCUGUUCAUUUGUUUGUGCAGGUACUUUCUGUACCUCUGUGCCCCCACCUCUGGGCAAAAAGGAACAUUCACCAGACCCUGGGCUUGGAGGAAUCCAGGGAGAAAGAUAGGAAAAUAAAGUGUGAACAGAAAAGGGGACACGUAUUAAACCUUACAAGCUCAGGAGCCUGAAAAGAACCACAUAAGAUGGCGUGAGCAUAAAAAAAAAAAUUCAUGACUAAGAGGGCCAUGGCGGGAAGUCAUAUCUUUAGA